UAUGCGACAGCCUGUAAAAAGAAAUGAUAUUGUGAGUUGGCUGUCGCAAUACUGAUAUUCGUGUAUAAUGCAUAAGAGGGUGUUUUGACAUUUCUAUCAGAAUCAGUGCAGAUUGAUAAAUCGACGAUAAAUAUUGAAUUGUUUGUGUCCCUUUAAUAUCAGGUCAUGAGAAGCAGUUACUAUUGUCACUGACAAAAAAUUCCCAUAAUAUACAUUUCAUUUGUUAAGACGCAUUAAUUGAACGUAUCAAGAUAACAAAAAAAAAAAAAAAAAAAUAUGCCUAUUUUAUACAGCGUUGUGUCCCGAGGAAUCACUAUAUUGGCCUAUCAUGCCACAUGUGCCGGUAAUUUUGAAGAAGUUACGGAGAAAAUAUUGUCACAAAUACCACCAGAAAAUAAUAAAAUGACUUAUUCUCAAGGACCUUAUCUUUUUCAUUAUAUCUGCGAGGAUUCUAUUAUUUACAUGUGCAUUACUGACGAUGACUUUCAAAGAUCCGGAGCAUUCCUGUUUCUCAAUGAAAUAAAACGUAGAUUUUUAACUGUUUAUGGAGCUGGAGCUCAAACUGCUGUGGCUUAUGCCAUGAAUACAGAAUUUGGUAGAGUUUUAGCCAAUGAAAUGAAACAUUACAGCGAAUCCAGGGACAAUGAUACUAUAUACAAAGUUCAUGGUGAACUUGAUGAAAUAAAAGAUAUUAUGGUAAAUAAUAUAGACAAUUUAGUAAUGCGUGGAGAAAGAUUAGAACUUUUGAUUAACAAGACCGAAAAUUUGACAGCUAGUUCUGUUACGUUCAGAAAGACCAGCAGGAAUUUGGCACGUUCGUUGUUUUGGAAAAACGUUAAGAUUUAUGUUAUUGUAGGAGCAAUCUUAAUAGUAAUGGUUUAUGUUGUGGUGUCAAUAGCAUGUGGCGGAUUGGGUUGGCAAAAGUGUGUUGGAAAUUAGGUGUCUGAAAUAUCUGAAAAAGCUGUGCCUAGAAUACAUUACGUCAUAUGAAAUAAAUAAACAUUGCGAGAAUUAAAAAUUAUGAUCAAGUAUGGAAGGCCUUUAUUGGGAUGAGAA
Messenger RNA from Vespa velutina, 1056 nucleotides. RefSeq names its product vesicle-associated membrane protein 7 (gene Vamp7). The coding region runs from base 277 to 939 and encodes 220 amino acids. The transcript has 6 exons. The record is from RefSeq and is a predicted model, not a curated record. Gene Ontology annotation, cellular component: SNARE complex; membrane. Gene Ontology annotation, molecular function: SNARE binding; SNAP receptor activity. Gene Ontology annotation, biological process: vesicle fusion; exocytosis. Lineage: Eukaryota; Metazoa; Arthropoda; Insecta; Hymenoptera; Vespidae.